CCUUUUAAACCGACGUACAAACUUGCUGUAUGAAUAUUGAUUAGGUGAAACCUUAUACUCAUGGGACAGAUUGCUUAGUGACUUCAGUUUACGGGUUUGAUCAAAAUAACCCAAACUGUGGAAAUAAUCUAAAGUUUUAUAUCUUGUUCAACAAAUUUUUAGUUGCUUGAAAACUGACAUAAGUAUUUAAUGGUUUGUUUGUUUGGACAGUAUUUCUGUGGUACUGGAAAAUAUUGAAGUUAACAUUAAAUUGAGCUAUUACAGGAUUGUUUUUUUAAACUCAGUAUUCAAGAUGGCGACCUUUUCUCAGUCAACUAUGGAUAAAGGCUCUGAUUCAUUUACAGACUUUUGUUGUUCGUCAUGUCUAGAGCACAAAAUUGACCAGUGGGCUGACUUUUACUGUAAUAACUGUCAAAAAUUUUAUUGUGCAAAAUGUAUAAACCCCCAUGGUCAGUUGUUUGGGAAACAUGUGACAUAUGGAAGGGGAGACACAUCUAAGUGGCCAGUGAUAAAGGAAGUGGAGGAUUUCCUUCGGAAAUGUGACCUUCAUGGGGAGGAAGAUCUAAAAAUGUUUUGUAAUGACCACAGUCAGCUGUGCUGCACUAAUUGUGCUUUCCUCAAUCACAGACAAUGUGCUAAAGUAACCCUGAUGUCUGAGUCAGUGAAAGGACCUCCACCAGACUUACAGAAAGUAUCAAAAAAGAUUCAAACUAUUCUGGAAACACUAAAGAAACUGGAGAACAAUUGGAACACCAACAUGCAAUCUUUGCAGGUCUCAUACAACAAACAAUUACAUGAAAUACAUCAAACACGCAAGAAAAUAAAUACAAUGUUAGAUGAGAUUGAAAAGACCACCGUUAAAGAGCUAGAUGCUGAGAUGACCACUCUGAAAGCUUCUCUCAAGACUGACUUGGACAAUUGCAGCAAGCUUAAAAAUGAACUGAAACACCUCAGUGACGCAAUUCAUGAUAUUGUUGAUAAGAGCAAAGCAGAACUUUCAUUUAUUGCAAGUUGGAAAUGUCAGGAAAAAAUUAGGCAGUCUGAAAGUUAUCUGUCGGAGAAUGCAGUUCAGGCAGAAAGGUUACUGACAUUCCAGGCUGACAUUGAUAUUGAACAGUUCAUCGCUAAACUGUCCGGCCUGGGGAGGAUUGUGCUCAGUUACGCAGAUCAUGUAUUUACUGUACAAGGAAAGUCAGAGUAUAAUGUGAUAAUACCACGGGACUGUUCAAGUAGCUGUGCUAUCAUUGCCAUUUGUGUUCUCUCUAAUGAUCAGAUCCUUCUAGCAGAUAAUUUUAAUUGUUGUGUAAAGCUACUAGAUCAGCAAUACCAGGUGAUAGGACACUGUGAUUUAAGUGCUCAUCCAAAUGACAUUUGUCAAAUCACACCAAGUAAAGUAGCUGUUACUAUGGAUAAGGACACGACAAAUGAGAUCCAGUUUGUCUCAGUGAAUGGUGGACGGCUGGUUAAGGGCAGGAAGUUACAGUUUCAACAUACAUGCGGUGGUAUUGCUCAUGAUCAGAAGGACCUGUAUCUCACCACAGGCACUGCACUUUACAAGUAUUCAAUGAAUGGAGACCUGUUGACUACGCUUCAUGCGGAUACGUCUGGAAACAAUACCGUAUCGACAUGUGCAGCGAGUCCAACAGGUGACAAGAUAUUUGUCACCAACUGUGACCAUGACAAGGUCCUCACCCUGGCUAGAGAUGGUAGCAUACUCUGCACCUUCACAGACCCAGACCUAAAAGGUCCACUUGGUAUUCAUGUGACAGCUCAAGGACAGGUGCUGGUCUGUGGAAGGGAUUCUCACACUCUCCUACAGCUGGAUGGGGAAGGCAGGAAGAAGCUGUCCACUCUCGCUACCAGUAGUGAUGGACUUAGAUACCCAUUCUCAGUCUGCUACAACAGGAGCACAGCCUCAAUCAUUGUGGGACAAUAUGAGACAGACAAAAUUCUGGUGUUUAAAGUACAAUAGUUUUGUUUCAAAAGUUUAGUUACAAACAUUUUGGAAUGUGUACUUUAUCAUCAUUCAUAUUAAUGAUAUAUUGUGUUGCUAAGUAAUGUUAAAUCAAGAUUUUUUUUGCACAAGUACAUUCAUUAUACAAUUCUUGGCAGCAUGGAUUUCAUAUUGAGUGCUUUAUGCAAUUGCAUAACUCCGCAGGAUUUUACGUGUUGCCUCACAAUUUAAAAACAUGCUAUCAUCUGUUGCAAGGAAUCAACCCUUAUUGCUCAUACAUGUACUUUUAUUUUUCAUUUCAAUUGCAUAUAAUCAGAGUAUUGUUUUUAUAUUAAUCUUUGAAAAUGUUUGACUUGCAUACAUGAUUUACAUGCGAUGGUUUGUUAUGCUCUAUUAUAUGUGUUGUGUAGUUAUUGUGCAAAGUAAAAAAAAAAGUGAAUAGUGAAGUUUAGGAGAGGAUUUACAUUUUCAUUUUAUUCUUUAAGUGUAACUAUGUGUUGUGUUGUAAAAAAUAGUUAGUGACAAAGAGUAACAAUUAUGAUUUGUACAUAUUUUUUUUCAAUCAUUGUUUUUAUAUUUUAUUUUUGUUGAUGACAAUUGUACAUGUAUUUGAUUAUGUCUUAUGUGUUAUUUUCUGUACCUUUCACUAUGUUUUGCUGAAUAAAUUAACUGUUGCUUGUUCAA
This is a messenger RNA of Dreissena polymorpha, 2638 nucleotides long. RefSeq lists its product as uncharacterized. Gene Ontology annotation, molecular function: ubiquitin protein ligase activity; zinc ion binding. NCBI's taxonomy places the organism in Eukaryota, Metazoa, Mollusca, Bivalvia, Myida, Dreissenidae. The record is from RefSeq and is a predicted model, not a curated record. The transcript is spliced from 3 exons. Bases 293 to 1972 code for a protein of 559 amino acids. Gene Ontology annotation, biological process: proteasome-mediated ubiquitin-dependent protein catabolic process; protein polyubiquitination.